Molecule: messenger RNA, 1098 nt
Organism: Caenorhabditis briggsae
Lineage: Eukaryota; Metazoa; Nematoda; Chromadorea; Rhabditida; Rhabditidae
Exons: 5
Coding region: 1-1098 (365 amino acids)
Biological process (GO): GPI anchor biosynthetic process
Molecular function (GO): hydrolase activity
Source: RefSeq, a predicted model, not a curated record
AUGCAAUGUUAUAAGCUCAUCGGUCCCCCUCUACUACUCGUUAUCGGAUUAGUGGUUUAUAAUGAGUAUUAUAUAUUUUACAGUGCCAUAUCUCAUUGUAAUUGGCCAUGUGAACACGGAAGAUGCUCUGAAACUAGUCUAAAAGCUUUCAUGAUCUCCGACACACAUUUACUAGGGAAAAGAAAUGGUCACUGGUUAGAUAAGUUGAAAAGAGAGUGGCAAAUGUAUCAAUCGUAUCAAAUUGCUAAAUGGAUUCUAAAUCCGGAGGUUGUAUUCUUCUUAGGAGAUUUGAUGGAUGAAGGAAAGUGGGCUGAAAAAUCAUUGUUCAGUUCGUAUGCUAACAGAUUCCGGCAGCUAUUUGGAGAUGAUAAGAUGGUUAUCACAUUGGCAGGAAACCAUGAUAUCGGUUUUCACUAUGCUGUGAUGCCUGACACUCUGGACAUGUUUCGAAAAGAAUUUCAGCGCGGGCUUAUCGACGAUAUUCAAAUAAAAAACUAUCGUUUUGUUCUGAUAAACUCAAUGGCAAUGCACGGAGAUGGAUGUAGAUUAUGUCAUGAGGCUGAAGUAGAACUUGAUCGAAUCAAAAAUCGAUCAUCCAAAACUCGGCCAAUAGUACUGCAACAUUUCCCCCUUUACAGAAAAUCUGAUGCUGUCUGUGAAAAAAUGGAUGAGCAGCAUGUAGUUGAUCUGAAAGAGAAAUAUCGAGAACAAUGGGAUACACUUUCUAAGGAUUCCACCAGGAAGUUGAUUAGUACACUAAAUCCAAUAGCGGUUUUUGAUGGGCACACUCAUAAAAUGUGCAAGAAGAAAUGGAAGUCGUCUCAAGCGCCUGGGUACUUCUACGAGUAUACUGUAAAUUCAUUUUCCUGGAGAAACGGGGACGUUCCAUCAGUUCUGUUAGCUGUGAUGGAUGGCGAGGAUGCGUUUGUGAACAGUUGUCGUCUGCCAUCCGAAGCUCAGCAAAUUAAGGUAUACGUCGUUGGCGGAUUAUCUAUUCUUAUCCUCGCUAUCACUCUUAUAAUUAGACGACGAUCAAUUUUCAAACGUCGAUGUUCCUAUUCUCUCUUAAUGUACAGAUCUCCUGAAAAAUGUGAAUAA